Molecule: messenger RNA, 2460 nt
Organism: Heterobilharzia americana
Lineage: Eukaryota; Metazoa; Platyhelminthes; Trematoda; Strigeidida; Schistosomatidae
Source: the annotation of a GenBank genome assembly
AUGAGUCUUGGUGUAUUCAACAGUUCCAAGACAGACCAAAAUCCGGAAAAAAAUGUCAGGACUAAUUGUGCAGAAGAUCAACCACACAUAGCACCGAAAUAUUCUUCGUUAUGCCAUCCGAAGAAAGUGUUGUCGAGCAAAUUGUCAUUAUCUAAGCGAAAUCCAAUUUUUAGUUCAAAAUCCUUACUUAAAAUCAAGCAGUCCAUUGAUCAUGGUAAUUUGGGUAAACCACCAAUAGAAAGCAGUAAAAAUCCUAAUAAUAAUAAAUUCAAAGGAGAAUUAACACGAGGGAUGAGAACAAAUGAUAACCAUGAAGACUGGAUCUCCGAGGAAAACAACUACUCUGAAAUCGAAGAUAACAACGCUAACCGUGAGAGGAACUUAAACGAGGACGUAAUUGAGGAUUGUGAAGAGGAGGAAGAUGAAGAAUCGGAUACGCAUUCAACAGAUAAAGAAUUGGACAACACUGGCGUACAGAGUUCUAAACGAUAUUUACCAAGGUCUGCAUUUCACACAGUGAAAAAAGAAAAAUAUGGUUUACCAAGCAUCCGGGAAACUAUCACGCGUCUCCAAGGCAAAGAGAUGUUACAAAAAGCUCAAGCAAUAGAAGCGGAAUUUUAUGAACGUUUAAUUGAACUCAGAAAAGAAAAUGAGAUUGAAGUAGCAAAAAUUGUGAAUCGAAAAAACGCCGAAUUAAUUGCUGUUCAAAAAACUGCAGAAUUAAAACAUCAUGAGCUACGUGAAGCUGUGGAUAAAUUAGAAAAUCAGUUAUCUGAGGCCAUGAAUAAUGCUGAUCAAACAAAACGCGAUUCUGAAGAAAAAAUGAACCAGUUACAAUCCCAAUCCAGUGAACAACGUGAAUUUCUUAUUCGAGAGCACGAAGAAACACUAAGCAGUUUAAAAUCAGCUAACGAAUCUGCUCGAAAAGAAAUAGAAAGGAAUAAAUUAUUGACACAAGAAUUGGAAUCACAAUUAAGAAUAGAAUGUGGACAGAGUAAAAGUUUACAAGAAAAAUUGACAAAGUUAAUAAUUGAAAGAAACGAAGCACAAGAUGCUAUGAAGACCGAAAUAGAAAAGGAAAAAGAAACAUCUAAGAAGCUAAAACAACUGCAAUGUGAUUUUGAUCAAAUAAAUCAAAGAAAUAUAACCUUGGAAUCUAGAUAUAAUGCUUGUGUUGAAGAUCACCAAAAUGAACUGAAACGAAUUCGUUCAGAUCACGAUAAGCGUAUAACUGCUAUGGAAUCGGAACUAACAAAGAAUGAAGAAAAGUACAAAGUUAACUUAGAAAAUAUUAAAAAGGAGUUUAAUUCUAUACUGGAAGAAAAUCGUUUAUCAUAUGAACGUCAGUUAGAAACGAAGAUUAAAGAAGCUGAAACAUCUGGCUAUCAAAACUGUUCACGAACUAAGGAUGCUGAAAUAAAACUUUUGCAUCAGAGGAUCAGAGAGGCCAGAGAAUUAAAUGCAAAUAAUGAAAUAAAGUAUCAGGAAAUUAUAGGUCAACUGAAAUGUGAUAUCACCAAACUGAAUGAUGACAUCAAAGAGUUAAAAGGUGUUUAUGAAUCCAAAGAAAAUCACUUAUUAACAACCAUAACAAAAUUACAGGAACAACAAGAAAUAAUACAUAACACUUCUGUAAAUGAUAACGCAUUAAAUUCAAUCCAAGCAAAUUUUGUAAAUGAAAUGAAUCCAUUAGUCGAGUUAAUUAGUGAGAAAUUAUCAAAUCAAAUCACCCAAUGGAGACAACAACAAAUACAAGAAGCGGUUACAUUUGCAAAACAAGAGGAGGUGAAUCGUUUAGAAAGUGAAUUCAAACAAAAAGAAAGUGUAAUACGUAAUGAGUUAUUAUUAAAGAUAGAAGAUGUUCGAAAUGAAAAGAAUCGAAUGAUUGAAACACUUACUAGAGCAUUAGAAGGCUCAAAAUUAGAGGUAGUGAAACUUCAAGCUGAACUUAAAGAAACUAGACGUAUUGCCCUUAAAGAAGUUGAUCUAAGACGUGAACAGUUAUCAGAAAUUAGUUUAGCUCGAGAAGCAGAACGUAAGGAAUUAAUUGCAGAACAUGAACGUGCUAUGAGUGAAGAACAACGUAAAAGUCAAGAUAGUAUAAAGCAGCUGAAACAGAAACAUGCUGAUGAAUUGAAGUCAGUAUCUUCGCAGGCUGAUGAAAAGUUGAUUGAAAUGGAAAAAGAAUACAAAAAUCGAUUCAAAGAAGCAAAUAAGCGGCUGAAUGAGAGUCAGGGAAAGAUAAAUGAAUUAGAUAUUGUAUUGCAAGGAGCUUUACAAGAAAGAAAACAUAUACAAGAAGCUUUGUCCCAAUCUCAUCAAACUGAAAUUGAACAGAUCAAAUAUAAACAACAACAAGAAAUACUGAUUUCUAUUGCUUUACAUAAGAUAGAUGAAACAUACUUGUAUGUUCAUAAUAGUCAAGUCAGAAUAGUCGAUUGCAACUACUGGUUAAACUGA